CAGAUGACAGCAACCAGCCCCCGGGCCGGGGCGUGCUCUCCAUGCAUGGGCUGACCUACGGUGUCAUCCGCGUGGACUCGGAGGAGAAGCUCUCAGUGCUGACGGUACAGGACGUCGGCCUCGUGAUGCCUGGAGCCAUCAUGUGUUCCGUGAAGCCAGAUGGGAUCCCCCAGCUGUGCAGAACAGACGAAAUCGGGGAGCUGUGUGUGUGCGCAGUUGCGACGGGCACAUCAUAUUAUGGCCUCUCGGGCAUGACCAAGAACACCUUUGAGGUGUUUCCCAUGACCAGCUCAGGGGCUCCGAUCAGCGAGUACCCGUUCAUCAGGACAGGCUUGCUGGGGUUCGUUGGUCCUGGGGGGCUCGUCUUCGUGGUGGGCAAGAUGGACGGCCUCAUGGUGGUCAGCGGGCGCAGGCAUAAUGCUGACGACAUCGUGGCCACGGCCCUGGCUGUGGAACCCAUGAAAUUCGUCUACAGAGGAAGGUCAGUCACACUCGUCUGCAAAUUAAGUGCAUGUUCUUCCAUUAUAAAGGACUUAAAAUGGACAUACAUUCUUUACAUUUAUUGUGACUCAGUUUCCUCUUCUGUACAAUUGAAGCAUCUGGACUCGAAACCUGUGCUCAUGAGACUUACUCAGAGCAAGAUCUUUCAGAGGGUUCUUCCAGAGCAAGCUCUCUGCAAGGUGGGGAGUCACGUCUCAGGGCAUUGCAGUCUGAACUCCUCACGUGUGUGCCUCUGCUUCCUUCCAGAAAUAGGCCCCGCCUCUGUGAUGGUGGGGAACCUGGUGUCUGGAAAGAGGAUUGCCCAGGCCAGUGGCAGAGACCUGGGUCAGAUAGAAGACAAUGACCAGGCGCGGAAGUUCCUGUUCCUCUCGGAGGUCUUGCAGUGGAGAGCACAGACCACCCCUGACCACGUCCUCUACACGCUGCUUAACUGUCGGGGUACAAUAGCAAACUCGCUGACCUGCGUGCAGCUUCAUAAGAGAGCUGAGAAGAUAGCUGUGAUGCUGAUGGAGAGGGGGCACCUGCAGGACGGAGACCACGUCGCACUCGUCUACCCACCAGGAAUAGACCUCAUUGCAGCAUUUUAUGGUUGCCUGUAUGCAGGCUGUGUGCCAAUAACUGUCCGUCCUCCCCAUCCACAAAACAUCGCAACGACACUGCCUACCGUCAAGAUGAUUGUGGAGGUGAGCCGGUCUGCCUGUCUGAUGACAACGCAGCUGAUCUGUAAGUUGUUACGGUCAAGGGAGGCGGCGGCAGCGGUAGAUGUCAGGACAUGGCCCCUCAUACUGGACACAGAUGAUUUGCCAAAGAAGCGGCCUGCCCAGAUCUACAAACCUUCUAACCCAGACACGCUCGCUUAUCUUGAUUUCAGUGUGUCCACAACUGGGAUGCUCGCUGGCGUAAAGAUGUCUCAUGCAGCCACCAGUGCCUUUUGCCGUUCCAUUAAGCUGCAGUGUGAGCUUUACCCCUCUAGAGAAGUGGCCAUCUGUUUGGACCCUUACUGUGGACUUGGAUUUGUCCUCUGGUGCCUCUGCAGUGUGUAUUCUGGGCACCAAUCCGUUCUGAUCCCACCGUCUGAGCUGGAAACCAACCCUGCCUUGUGGCUUCUUGCUGUGAGUCAGUAUAAAGUCCGGGACACCUUUUGCUCCUACUCAGUGAUGGAGCUUUGCACCAAGGGGCUGGGCUCACAAACGGAAUCCCUCAAGGCACGAGGACUGGACCUGUCCCGGGUGAGGACCUGUGUGGUU
Messenger RNA from Galeopterus variegatus (Sunda flying lemur), 1748 nucleotides. Its product is annotated as disco-interacting protein 2 homolog C-like. NCBI's taxonomy places the organism in Eukaryota, Metazoa, Chordata, Mammalia, Dermoptera, Cynocephalidae. The annotation marks the transcript as partial. The transcript has 12 exons. The record is from RefSeq and is a predicted model, not a curated record.